This is a messenger RNA of Ogataea haglerorum, 1227 nucleotides long. RefSeq lists its product as uncharacterized. Gene Ontology annotation, molecular function: S-methyl-5-thioribose-1-phosphate isomerase activity. Bases 1 to 1227 code for a protein of 408 amino acids. The record is from RefSeq and is a predicted model, not a curated record. Lineage: Eukaryota; Fungi; Ascomycota; Pichiomycetes; Pichiales; Pichiaceae. The transcript has a single exon.
AUGUCUCUGGAGGCCAUUAAGUUCGAUUCGCAGAGGGUGACGCUGGAGAUUUUGAACCAGCUGCUGGUCCCGUACGAUACGCAGUACCUGUCUGUGCGCAGCAUGGUGCCGUGCGACGGCGACACGUCAUUUUCUGGAUACGAGGCCAUCAGGGGCAUGUACACCAGAGGAGCGCCGGCCAUCAUGCUUGUGGGGUGCUUUUCCGUGGUUGUGGAGCUGGACAGGGUGAUCAACAAGAACGACAACCCGUUUGGGUACAAGCUGGACGACCUGGCCGAGUUUAAGGCGCAGCUGGAGCAGAGAAUUGACUUUCUGGUCGAAUCCAGACCAACGGCCGUCAACCUGCUCAAUGGCUGCAACCAAAUGAAAAAAAUCAUCCAGGACGCACAGAGCAUGAGGGAGCUGUACUCCGGCGUGUUGGACUUCACCAUCAGGCUGUACAGGGACGAUUUGGAGUCGAACUACUCCAUAGGAGCGAACGGAGUGAAAUACAUCUACGAGGAGCUGGAGAAAGAGGGAUUCACGGGCGAGUUCUCCGUCAUGACCAUCUGCAACACGGGCUCGCUGGCGACUUCGGGCUACGGAACAGCUCUGGGAAUCAUCCGUGCCCUGCACAAAGAGGCCCAGACCAACCCGACUAGGAUGAGCCACGUGUACGCGUGCGAAACUAGGCCGUACAACCAGGGCUCGAGACUGACGGCAUACGAGCUGCAGUACGAGAAAAUCCCAUUCACCCUCGUCACUGACAAUAUGGUGUCGUUUUUGGUGGACUCGCUAGUGCGCCAGAAGACCGAUAGAGCGCUGCCCAGCGCGGCUCCAAUUAAAUUUAUCAUCGUGGGAGCAGACAGAAUAGUGAAAAACGGAGACCUUGCCAACAAGAUCGGCACGUUCCAGCUCUCGCUGAUUGCGUCGCUGUACCCGUCGAUCAAGUUCAUCGGAGCAGCCCCUACCACGACGAUCGACUUCACCAGAAAGUCCGGAGACGAGAUCGUGAUUGAGCAACGGCCCAAGAACGAGCUCACAGAGAUUAUGGGAGCAGCCCUCGAUAAGGACGGUUCCUUUGUACAGGGAAAAGACGGUAUCCAGCUCCAGAAAGUCCGAAUGGCGCCGGCCGGCAUCGACGUGUGGAACCCGUCGUUCGACGUGACGCCGCACGAAAAUAUCGACUGCAUCGUGACGGAGAAAAAAUACUUCUUGAAAAAAGACGGGGUGUUCAAUCUCGAAUAG